CAAGGAUAAGGGUCGGUAAGAGAGAAAGAAGCAUCGGGAAAGCGCUCUCAUACGCCAUUUCUCUCUUUAUCUUGUCAACCAAAGAACUUCCUUCACAUUCUUUGGUCUCAAACUUAAUAUCAUGCCUCCUCACGAGCAACACCCUUCCAAGAAGCGAAAGCUUGGGAGGUAUGGAGAUGGUGCGGAUCUUAGUGACACCAUCACUACGUUCAGACCAUCAGCAAGAUUUGCGCCUACCGUCCCGAGAGACUGGACCGUCUCCGUGGCCAUUCCUAGCAGCAUUAUUACCGAUUGUGCGAGGGAUGAGCAGCGCAUCAAUGCUCCUUCGCGGAUAGCACGUGCCUUGGCCGUCUUCUCCAUCGACGAGGUUGUCGUUUUUGAUGACAGUCCUCAUGACUCCCGGCCACCGGCUGUUGAUACGGAUGCAUACACGGGUGACGUUGACCCGGCCCAUUACAUCUGGCAUCUCCUGAACUAUAUGGAGUGCCCGCCAUUUAUGCGGAAAACUCUCUUCCCAUUGCACCCGAAUCUUAGGUUGCAAGGUCUAUUUCCCGGUCUUGACAUGCCACACCACCCACACAGGGACGAGUGGCUGCCCUACAUGGAGGCCAUGACGCUUCCUGGAAAGCCCGAAGGCGGAAAGGGCACUCUCGUUGACAUUGGCAUGCGCAAGCCGAUAACAAUUGCGGAAUCGAUCCCCCCAAAGACAAGGUUGACCCUCCGCUUUCCCGGCGAGUCGUACGACAACGCCGAAGCCGUCGAUCCGGCCGCACCUCGUACAGAAGGCGGCUACUACUGGGGCUUCGGCGUGCGCCGCUGUGCAUCCCUGUCGGAAGUCCUUACCGAGAGUCCCUUCGAGGGUGGUUACGACCUGAGCAUCGGCACGUCCGAGCGCGGCGAUGUAUCAGCAAACGCAUUUCCCCACGGCAAGCCGCCGCCGCAGUUCAAGCACCUCCUUAUCGUGCUUGGCGGUCCCCGAGGCCUCGAGUUUGCUGCCAUGAACGACCCGCAGCUAAGCGAGAUUGGUAUAGGCACCGGUCGUGUGAGGGAGGUGUUUGACCACUGGAUCAACGUGCUGCCGGACCAAGGGAGCAGGAAUAUCAAGACGGAGGAGUCUCUGUUCAUUGCCCUGACUGAUCUUCGACGACUUUGGUACCGUACCUGAGUGUCCAGUUGCAGCUUGCUAUAACCAAUUUUAACAAUGGACUGAUCAGUUUUUUUGGCCCUGAACUCAAAAUCAUGUUUGCCAGCGAACAAUGACAAUCACACUCUUCACUCAUGAAAUCAUUUAUCCAUAUAGAAGCCACAUCCUCAAACGGUUCACAGAUGUGAUCCUAUAACCAUUUCCUGCACUAUCAAAUGGAUGUAGUUUGC
Pyricularia oryzae 70-15 is the source of this 1374-nucleotide messenger RNA. RefSeq names its product deoxyribose-phosphate aldolase 2. Lineage: Eukaryota; Fungi; Ascomycota; Sordariomycetes; Magnaporthales; Pyriculariaceae. Bases 122 to 1165 code for a protein of 347 amino acids. The record is from RefSeq and is a predicted model, not a curated record. The transcript is spliced from 4 exons.